Molecule: messenger RNA, 2501 nt
Organism: Homarus americanus (American lobster)
Lineage: Eukaryota; Metazoa; Arthropoda; Malacostraca; Decapoda; Nephropidae
Product: DNA polymerase lambda-like
Exons: 9
Coding region: 107-1954 (615 amino acids)
Biological process (GO): double-strand break repair via nonhomologous end joining
Cellular component (GO): nucleus
Molecular function (GO): DNA binding; DNA-directed DNA polymerase activity
Source: RefSeq, a predicted model, not a curated record
CCAGCACUUGCCAACAGUGCGUAACGGAGACGUGACCGAUCGCCCAAGCGGCUAAAGAGCCGAUCAGUGGUGAAGAGGAUAAAAGUAAAAAAAAAUAAGUUAAAGUAUGAAACGAAAGCUCAAUCAGUCACUGAUGUCAAAGAAGAAAGGUAAAGUUAUUCCCGGUGAUGACACGACCAGCGGCGGUCCUGGUCAUGACUUUCUCUCAGGAGUAACUUGUCACAUUCAUCCAGCAAACUUUGGUAGAAAACGACUGAACAUUUUUCAAAGUCAAGUACAAAAUUAUGGAGGUAAUAUGAUUCAAACACUGCCAUUGUCUUCUGAGACCAUUUCAUAUAUUAUAUUUGAAGAAUCAGUAGAUGUUGUAAAGCUGAAGCAGUUUUUUAACCCGUCCGCGUAUUGUAACACGCGUUUUGUUCGGUGUACUUGGCUGGUGGAGUGUGUGAAGAAGAAAACGAAAGUUGACAGCAAAGAUCAUGAAAUUAUAUCGGUUGUGGAUCCAACUGAUAAACAUAAGAACAAAGAAUACAGUGUUAGUGAGGGUGAAGCAAAGCAGCCAUCACCUGAGCACCACCACCCAAGCAACAAGGAUGGACUCUUGGUGACUCAGUUAGGGGAACAGGAAAACCCCAUCACCAAAAUUCAUACAACAGACAUUUCAACAAAGGAAUUCUCACCAGAUAAUUUUUCUCCACAUUCUGCAAGUGUCAAGGAAAUAGAGAAUAAUAUUAUUGUCCCAUGUGACUCUCAGCUGACUCAACAAUGUUUUAAUGAGGAACAGAAGACACUCUUACACUCAGGGGAAGUGAAGACCGAGGAAGAAAAUAGAAUAAUUAACAGGUUAGAGGCGCUAAAUGAAAUCCAAACAGAACAUGAUGCAUCCCAAGAAACUGUUGUAUCUUUGGUAAAACCAUUUCCAAAGGCUCUAAAGGACAAAUUUGCCUGUGCUCGACCAUCAAGCAGUAAGGUGAGAGAUAUGAACCAUCACAUCACGGCCGAGCUAGACAAGUUGGCAGCAGCGUACAAGAGCAAGAAGGACACAUGGAGAGCACUUGGGUACCAGAAGGCCAUAUCUGCCAUCCGUCACCACCCCAGGGAGAUAACGUCAAGAGAAGAAGCUCUCAGUAUCCCCGGGGUGGGAGAGCGUCUAGCUGACAAGGUGGCUGAGAUUGUCGAGAGUGGGAAGCUGAGGAAAGUGUCGGAGGUGUGCGAGGGGGAAGAAGCCAACACCUUAAAGCUCUUCACCGGUGUGUGGGGAGCUGGACCCACCACAGCCCAGAGUUGGUACACACAGGGGUUCAGGACUCUACAAGACUUACAACUUAAGGCCACACUUACCCGCCACCAGCAGAUUGGCCUCAAACACUAUGAUGACAUCAACACUCGUAUACCUCGAGAGGAAGUGGCUGAAAUUGAAGACUACGUUCGGUACGCUGCUCUAAGCCUCAAGAAAGGUCUGAUUGUUAUGGUGUGUGGGUCAUAUCGUCGUGGCAAACUCAACUGUGGAGACGUAGAUGUUCUUAUCACACACCCAGACGGGCACUCACACCAACACCUAUUUAAGCCUCUUCUCAGCUGCCUCAAAGAAACAGGGUUUAUAACUGAUGACCUUGUAACUCAGGAAGACAAUGGAAACCAACUAAAGUAUCUUGGUGUGUGCAGGUUACCGGGGGAAGGUCGAAAGCACAGACGUCUGGAUGUUAUCAUAGUGCCAUAUGCAGAGUUUGCUCCAGCCACCAUGUACUUCACAGGAUCUGCACAUUUUAAUAGGUCAAUGAGGCUUCUGGCAAUCAAGAUGGGGAUGAGUCUCUCUGAACAUGGCCUUCGUGCAGGGAUCGUGAGACAGGGUCGGGAGAAGCUGACUGAUGGACAUCUCCUGGAGACUCCCACUGAACAAUCCAUCUUUGAGCAUCUUGGACUUGAGUAUCGGCCGCCCCACGAAAGAGAUCAUUAACUAACUUCGUAAACUUCAACAGCUCAAGAUAUGUAGUAUUAAACAGUACUAUGUGCAUUAACUAUCUACAGUACUUAAAUACCAUUUGUUAAAUAACUCCAACAAUGCUGUAAAACUUAUUACAGCAUGCUAUAUAUUAAGUCCAGAUAUAUUUUAAUGGUCAACGUUUGGUUUUGCUUUAUUAGUUUGUCGUAUGACGGCAAUAAUAUAAAUGUCGGGCGACAAUAAUAUAAAUAUUAAAAUCUGAAAUAAAUUCAGUGCACUUGACACUUGUAAAUGUGAUGUGAAAGUUACAUAUUUAAUACACCAAAAGUUUUAGCUCAUCAUGAUAAGUUUUAGAUGAUAGUUUGAGCUCUUGAUAAGCAUACUAGUCAUGUCUGUAUUACACCAGUGACCAAUACUGUAGUCAUCUUCUUAACCAAUGACCUGAUGUUUUAUCAAGGAAGGUGAAUUAUUUAUUUUUUAGAAUUAUUUAACAUACAACUUUUUACUUAUUUUUUUGCGGGGAUUAGCCCACCUGGGCACAGGUCACUAACCCACAUCAGGG